Anguilla rostrata (American eel) is the source of this 2060-nucleotide messenger RNA. RefSeq names its product sialoadhesin-like. The transcript has 7 exons. The record is from RefSeq and is a predicted model, not a curated record. NCBI's taxonomy places the organism in Eukaryota, Metazoa, Chordata, Actinopteri, Anguilliformes, Anguillidae. The coding region runs from base 17 to 901 and encodes 294 amino acids.
CUGUGUAUGUGUGCGCAUGUGUGUGUGUAUGUAUGUGUAUGUAUAUAUGUGUUCGUGUGUAUGUGUGCGCAUGUGUGUGUGUGCACGCCUGUGUUUGUGUGUGUAUGUGCGUGUGUGUGUGUCUGCGUGUGUGUGUGUGUGUGUGUGUUUGUAUUUUUCAGGUGUUCUGAGCCAGACGGGAUGGGGAGUGACUUACACCCCUGAGAGAAUCUGUGCCUUAACGGGGUCUUCAGUAGACAUGAGCUGCACUUACUCAUAUCCCACAUCUCGCACAGUACAGAAAAAAUUCUGGUUUAUUCACUGGAACGAGUCGCAGGAGCCUGAGGACCUGUCCCAGGACCCAGAGUACUCUCACCGUGUGGAGUACCUGGGGAAUCAGAACAGUGACUGCACUUUCAGAAUAAAACACCUGAGAGAAACUGAUUCAGGAACAUACCAAUUAAGGUUUCUGACUGACUGUGAUCGUGGAAAAUAUACUGGAGUUCCUGGUGUCACAUUGGAAGUCACUGAUCUACAGGUGAUGGUGAAUCCUAAAUCAGUGACAGAGGGACAGAGUAUGAGUCUGACCUGUAGCACCACCUGCACUCUGACUGGCAGCCCAGCCUUCAUCUGGUACAGGGAUGGAUUUCCUCUGUCCUUCACUGAUCAGAGUCACCAGUUCACAGCCAGCAGUGAAGAUGCAGGCAGAUACUCUUGUGCUGUGAAAGGCUAUGAGCUUCAUUCCCCUGCAGUGGCUCUUAAUGUGAGAUAUCCUCCGAAGAGCGUCUCAGUAUCAGUGAGCCCCUCUGGUGAAAUAGUGGAGGGCAGUUCAGUGACUCUGAACUGCAGCAGUGAUGCCAACCCACCAGUGCAGAACUACACCUGGUUUAAGAAGAAUGAAACUGGAGUCUGGCAGGCAUGAUCUGGACAGAGUUUGAACUUUUCUAUUUUUAGAUCCUGGAACAGAGGACAGUACUACUGUGAGGCACAGAACAGACUUGGAGCUCAGAAUGCUUCUGCUCUACUGGUCUUAAUACAAGUCUUGCAGACGGGAUCAGAACGGAUUGUGAGCUUUUCCAACUUUACAUCCUGGAGCUUUGGACAGUACUACUGCGUGGCACUGAACACACAUGGAGAUCAGACCUCUGCUGGCAUGUCAAUCAAUAGACACACAGAAGAUAAGACAGCGCUUGUAUGGAGGGUUGUUGGAAUCACAGUGGCUUUUGCACUCUUUACUGUCAUGGUGUGCACAAGCAGGAAGAAGAGCACCAACAGAGAGAGAGGGAGGAGCAGACGCUCUCGUACUAGCAGAGCCUUCAGAGAGUGACAAACGCAGCCAGCGACACAAACUCUGUGCUUCAGAGAGCAGAUGAGGCCUCAGUGUGGGAUUAAAACACACAGAGGAGAGAAUCUGCAGAGAAUGAGAAAUGGUGGAGAUCAGGGUGAAAGAGUCUCUUUUUGUCUUUAACAUUACAGAACUGCUGUCUGUUUCUGCUAGCUUAUCCAUUUUAUGAAGAGCUGUUGGUGGAGGAUUUUUCCCAAAGUACUGUAACCCUGCUGCAACAUGCAUGUUCAUGUAACCCUGCUGCAACAUGCAUGUUCAUGUAACCCUGCUGCAACAUGCAUGUUCAUGUAACCCUGCUGCAUACAUGCUCCAGUGACACCAUUACACGUUUAUAUAACCUAGUUACACACACGCUCAUAACUCAUGUACAUGCGCAUAUAUUCUCUCACAUUGAAUGGGAAGAUUAUAAUGCAGAUUAAUGUAGAUUAUAUUCUCCAAACUCAAAUCACUUUUAAAGGCAAGUCACUUUAAAGGCAAAAAAGUUUUAGUUUCACGUUUUACAUUGCCUUGUUGUAUUGAGCCCAUAUUUACUGUUUCUGUCUGUUUAACUAUUUGAAAUAAUGCAUCUUUUUAGUUGUUUUCUUUACAUACAUUGUAUUAUUUUGUGUAUUACUGUAUUACGGUUUAUUUGAGCAUUUUAAAGCACUCAAACCUCUGUUCUGAAAAAUAUUAUCAUUAUUUUCUACAUAUGGCCAUUAUGUUUUGCCUGCAUACCCCCCCACCCCAAAAAAAAUAA